This is a messenger RNA of Microthlaspi erraticum, 954 nucleotides long. NCBI's taxonomy places the organism in Eukaryota, Viridiplantae, Streptophyta, Magnoliopsida, Brassicales, Brassicaceae. The record is from the annotation of a GenBank genome assembly.
AUGGCGGUGAAAGCAACAAAGGCGGAGAAGAAGAUCGUUUACGACUCGAAGCUUUGCCAGCUUCUCAACGAGUACCCUCAGAUCCUGAUCGUUGCAGCUGAUAAUGUCGGAUCCACUCAGCUCCAGAACAUAAGGAAAGGUCUACGCGGCGAUUCCGUCGUUCUUAUGGGGAAGAACACUAUGAUGAAGAGAUCUGUGAAGCUCCAUGCCGAGAAGACCGGCAAUAAGAACUUCCUCAGCCUCAUUCCCCUUCUCCAGGGCAAUGUUGGGUUGAUCUUCACCAAGGGUGAUUUGAAAGAAGUCAGUGAAGAGGUCGCCAAGUACAAGGUUGGAGCUCCAGCUCGUGUUGGUUUAGUGGCACCAAUCGAUGUGGUUGUGCAGCCAGGAAACACUGGUCUUGACCCAUCACAGACCUCUUUCUUCCAAGUGCUCAACAUCCCAACCAAGAUCAACAAAGGUACGGUUGAGAUCAUAACCCCAGUGGAGCUGAUCAAGAAGGGAGACAAAGUCGGUUCGUCAGAGGCUGCACUCCUAGCCAAGCUUGGGAUCAGGCCGUUCUCUUAUGGUCUGGUCGUUGAGUCAGUCUAUGACAACGGCUCAGUGUUUAGCCCUGAGGUGCUUAACCUCACUGAAGACCAGCUCGUUGAAAAGUUUGCCGAUGGUGUCUCGUUGGUGACCUCGCUCUCUCUUGGCAUCUCUUACCCAGUCUUGGCGGCUGCGCCUCACAUGUUUAUGAAUGCUUACAAGAAUGUUCUUGCCAUUGCCUUGGCUACUGAGUAUUCUUUCCCUCAGGCUGAGAGUGUGAAGGAGUUCCUAAAGGAUCCAAGCAGGUUUGCUGUUGCAGCGGCUGCACCAGUUGCAGAAGAAUCUGUCGGCAAUGCUGCGGCGGUGGUUGUGGAGGAAGAAGCUGCGGAAGAGUCUGACGAAGACAUGGGUUUCGAUCUCUUCGGCUAG